UGGGUUUGUGAGAACUUACAAAAUAAUGCUGUCAAGAGACAACGUUGUCUGGACGGCUUACAGUGAAAAUGGAAAGGAAAAGGUUUUCUCAGGAAAUGUAGGCGCCAAAACUGCGAAGAAGAAUGCUUUCAAUAACAACCCUCAAGCACGGUACAUCCGGGUAAUUCCGAUCGACUACCAUAUUAGGWAAUCACUCAGAGUAGGUCUUUUUGGCUAUGCAAGAUUCGAAGUGUGUAUCAGCAAUCCUCUUGGCAUGCAGUCGGGAGCCAUCAAAGAUGACCAYCUUACAGCAUCGUCAUCUCAACAAUCAAUUAAGAAUGCUAGGUUGAUGUCAGCGUCGUCAUGGUGCCCAGUAUCACGUGAUCUAAGCCCAUACCUYCAGGUGGACUUAGGCUCUGAGCAUGUGAUAUGCGCUGUGGCUAYGCAAGGGAACAAUGCCACUGACCAGUGGGUAACGUCGUAUCAUAUCAUAAUGUCACUUGAUGGCAGAUCAUGGUCAUCUUACCAAGAACGCAACAAAACUAGGAUAUUCCUUGGUAACAGUGAUCAAUGGACCAUUGCUCGUCAAGUGUUAUACCAAAGUCCUAUAACAAAAUACAUGCGCAUUAUACCCAAGACAUCCCAUAAUGCACCUUGCUUGAGACUGGAGGUUUAUGGUUAUAAAUUGCAGCCAGUUUGCUCUCAGCAUAGCACAGGAAUACCAAGCUCCCUYAUAGUACCAAACCUAAGAAUUACCAGUACUUCAUACCUGAACUCCUCAAGUCCGCUGUACAAACCCUUCAUGGGAAGACUUGAGGCUCCCUCGGCCUGGAUCACGGCUACCAAAAAAUACAACGAUUACCUUCAGGUAGACCUGGGCCACGUGUUCUACAUUGGUGCAAUAUUGACCCAAGGGUGUGGUUAUCCUAUGAACUAUUGGGUCACGUCUUACACAGUACGGUAUUCACUGGAUAACAAAGCUUGGAAUACAUAUAGCGAGUUCCAASGAAUAGUGAAGGUUUUCACAGGGAAUACYAACAGGGGAGAUAUUGUAACCAAUAGCGUUAAAUAUCCAUUCAAAGCCAAGUUUGUUCGUGUUUAUCCUCGUACGACUAAAGGUUGGAAAGCAAUGAGAAUCGAACUCAAGGGAAAUAAACAAGCAUGCUCUUCUCCUCUUGGUCUUGAAUCGAAGGAGAUUCUGGACUCGCAGAUGACGUCAUCUACAACGUCAGACAAUACCCAUAGUGCUCAUCGAGGUCGUUUAUAUGGAAGUUCGUCUUGGUGCAGCUACACUUCCCUGAAUACCGAGUAUUUACAGAUUGACCUGGGACGAGUAAUGACGGUAACAGGCCUGGCAACACAGGGUGAUCCGUCACAACCUAAGUGGGUGACGUCAUUUCAAGUCAGUUACAGUCUGGACGAUAGAGACUGGGUUGAUCUUCUAGGAAACGUUGACAAGAUAUUCAAUGGCAAUACCAAUCAAAAUGACGUCAUAGUUCACUGGCUGCGUCAACCAAUAGGAGCGCGUUAUAUUCAAAUUCGUCCCCAGGAAAGCAACGGUGGACAUUGUCUUCGACUUGAGCUGUUCGGGUGUGAUUUCUUUACUCGCCCAACCGCGUCUAUCAACCCCUCUAGUGUUAUUCUACCAAGCAUUCGAGGAAGAUCAGAAAUGUUAWCAUGUAUGGCAACAGGAGARCCAAACCCAUACAUUCAGUGGUAUAGAAAUGGUACAAAGAUGAWCGGAGAAAAUCAAUUAACGCUACAAGUACCGUAUACCUCAGCCAACGAUGUGUUUUCUACGUUUGAUUGUGCUAGACAAACUACUGGAUCUCGUCGUGUGGUGUGCGGGACUAAUUACAUGUGCAAGGUUAUGUAUCCUGUCCAUGAUGCCUAUGUCACUGUUCUUGUGAAUUUGAAAUCAAGGUCACRAAUUUCAAACGGAUCAAGUUUGCUUCCUGUAGUGGUGACUUUGUCAGUUACGUUAAUCGCAGCAUUGAUUUUGAUUGGUUUUCUGCUUUACAAGCAACAAAGAUCCAACAAUUCAGGGAAGAAAGAAAGUCAUGUGACCGGAAGUAAGUUGGUUAAUACCAGGAAAAGAGGUGACCUACCUGAGGUACCGACUGUCAAGGGGAGAUCGGCAUCUUAUGUAGAACUACAGAAAGUGACGGAUAAUGAGCUCUAUCAAACCAUCCCGGAUACUGGGGACGAGUUAUGUAAAAAAUCAAGCAACGAAGACUAUGAUGCAUUUCCUGAGCCCACAGUUCUUACUGGCGAUAAUAAAAUGGACGAGUCAUUGCUUCGAAGGACUGGAAUCGAACAAAAUCACGUAGGACAGUACUACAACAUCGCAUCAGGCUGA
Molecule: messenger RNA, 2338 nt
Organism: Exaiptasia diaphana
Lineage: Eukaryota; Metazoa; Cnidaria; Anthozoa; Actiniaria; Aiptasiidae
Source: RefSeq, a predicted model, not a curated record